This is a messenger RNA of Strigops habroptila (Kakapo), 1544 nucleotides long. RefSeq lists its product as uncharacterized. NCBI's taxonomy places the organism in Eukaryota, Metazoa, Chordata, Aves, Psittaciformes, Psittacidae. The transcript has 10 exons. Bases 79 to 1386 code for a protein of 435 amino acids. The record is from RefSeq and is a predicted model, not a curated record.
UGAGCUGUUCUCACAGCGUGGACUCCUGAGGGGCUGCUGGCAAAGCAUGGCAGUUCCUGAGCCCUUUUUCCCUGGCAGAUGCUGACAUGUCAUCCCACGGAGCUGCUGGGGACCGGCUGGGUGCUCCUUGCAGGGCUGCUGGUGCCUUUGCAACAGGCUGUAGAAACCUUGGGACCCCUCAAGAGUAAAGUGGCUGCUGUGGGAUCCUCAGUGCUGCUUCCUGGGCUGGGUAACAUCACGCAGGUCUACUCCAUGCACUGGGAAUACCUCAAUGGCACCAGCUCCCACACCAUCCUGCAGUACUACAGGGGGUCUCACAGCCCAGUCAUCCACACACCCUAUGCAGAACGAACUGUUUUCCAUCCAUCCAAUGGAUCUCUCCUGCUGGAGGAUGUCCAGGAAAGUGACAGUGGCAUCUACAAAGCGACUGUCAACAUGAGAGACAGGGAGAGCCUGAAAAUCCUGCUGGAAGUACUCAGGCCUGUGUCUCGCCCCCGGCUCCAGAGCAGCACUCUCGUGGCCCAGGCCACUGGCGAGGUGCUGUGUGAGGUGGCAGAGGGUAGGGUGGACACCAUCGCCUGGAAGAAGGACGGGCAGCCCCUGCCUCUGGACAGAGGCUUCCUCCUCUCCAGCAGCCGCAGCGUUCUGUACCUGAGGUCGGCAAAGAAGUCGGACUGCGGCUCCUACUCCUGCAAUGCCAGCAACGGGAUAAGCUGGGAAGAAACCUCCCUGAAUGUCACUGUUGCAGGUCUCUCCCCUCCCUUGCAGGAUGUGCUGAGGAUUGCGGUGGUUGCUGUGGUCUUUGCUGCUGUCUCAGGAUGGGGACUGAUCUUUCCUGUCUGCCAGUCUGAAAAGCUCCGGAUACGGGGGGAGCUGUGGCGGUGGCUCAGCGCCUACACCUGCGGGCUGGUGUGCAUCGCCUCCAUCCUGGCUGGCGCCGCCGGCGGCCUCUGGAUGAGAGAGGAAGGCCCUUCUAUUGCAAUCAUAUUGCCAGAGAUCGCCCUUACGUACAUCAUGGUGGUAACCUUCCUGGUCUCCACCACCGUGACCUUCCAACCUACAAAUCUCACCCAGCUGAAAAGCAAAGCAGCACAGCGCACAAUGGGCUACGCUGCUCCUGGAGGAGUGCUUGUGGUGGUGCUGACGACCAGCUUCCUCAUCAAGAACAUCCACCAUCGCCAUGAAGAAGGAUGCACGGAUUUCAUGGAUGUGACCAUCCUCACAGUCAGCACAGCGGCCGUGUCGGCCCUCCCGCUCCUCGCCAUCUUCCUCUGCUAUCACACGACUCAGGGGUGGCUGAAGGAAAGUGACACCAGUUGGGUGGACAUGGAGAGGUCCUUUGAAAUGUCCCAGCGCAGCAGCAAGGAUGCUCCUUCCACCCGUUAGGGGUCGGUCUGGGUGUUUCUCACUUGGCUGAGUCAACCCCAACUUCCUCCCAGGUUUAAUGGGUUCAGGGCUCUCAGUUUCAGUGGGUUUCAGCCUCUGGGAUACCUGUAAUAAAUGGCAAUGAAAUGAACUCAUUUCUGCCUUUUGUUUUUAAUAAC